Molecule: messenger RNA, 250 nt
Organism: Cetraspora pellucida
Lineage: Eukaryota; Fungi; Glomeromycota; Glomeromycetes; Diversisporales; Gigasporaceae
Source: the annotation of a GenBank genome assembly
GUUGUUCUUCAGAAGGUUGUCUAAAUUUGAUGAUAAAAUAAAUAUUCAAUUAAAUUCAAUAUGGAUAAUUACAGACUUUGAGAAAGCUGUAAUUAAUGCAUCAUGUUGUGAGCUACCUAAUGCAAUAAAUAAAUUUCUUAUGAUCUGGCAUUUAUUUGCCUUGCUAUUCUUAUCUUCAAAUAAGAUUUCUGCUGGUUUUAAAAUUUUAAAGGCUAAUAUGCCUCCUGAGGCAAGUGAUAUGAUUCAAUGA